AUGUCGGGAAUGACUUGCCCAUAUACAGGGAAAUUCUUCCUCCUCGACUUCGCCAAGACGAGCAGUGGGUAUGAACCCAUAGGAUUUCCUCUUCAAUUAUCUGAGGCAUCCCAUAUCCUUAAGAUAGUUCUCACCGGCGAGAAUAGACCGUCGUCGUCCUCCCGUAUUUCUGACGAAGUCGUUUUCUUCGAAGACUCCCUACUCAUGCAAACAAUUGCUAAUAUAAUUUCGUAUGCCACUAAAAGCUACGCAUACGUCAAAAGCUACAACGACACAAAACACAAGGGCUACCACGCCAUAGUCGUAGCAACAGACGGCCCUCACAUUUGCGCCAAUCCCAUCCGAACUCUCUGCGUCCACAACCUCCAUGGCCUAGUUUCUAUAUGUUCAGAAGAUCCAUCGAACGAGUACCUCAAAGACCUAACAGAGGCCUGCGAACGAUAUAACGUACAUAUCCUGCUCCUGUACACCAAUAUAUUCGAUGGACAAGCGUUCGACUCCAGUUUCUUCGAUCAACCGGCUUCCAUGCUGGCCCUUCCUGGCCAAGAAAACACCAAUAACCAUACUAGCAAGGGACCAAAACCCUCAGUCGGGCCAUCUGCACCCCGGUAUGAAACGGGGGAUGUCAAGACCCUCUCGCCAGAUGACUCGGGUACAGAAGUAUCUGGCUUCAGCAGUUUCAUUAACCCGGCGUCAUUUUCUGCACCUCAAGAUGCUCAAGACCUAAUCAAACCCGAGAAUAAUGAAAUGACCGUGACCCUACGGGACGUCCUGCUCCAGACCCCUGUGCGAUCACCUAAGGACAACGGUUCACCCCAUUCCCGGGAUGAAAAUGCAACAGGCACUGAAGGGGGCGGUCCACUUGAGUGA
This is a messenger RNA of Aspergillus pseudotamarii, 870 nucleotides long. RefSeq lists its product as uncharacterized. The transcript has 3 exons. NCBI's taxonomy places the organism in Eukaryota, Fungi, Ascomycota, Eurotiomycetes, Eurotiales, Aspergillaceae. The record is from RefSeq and is a predicted model, not a curated record. The coding region runs from base 1 to 870 and encodes 289 amino acids.